Messenger RNA from Pocillopora meandrina, 3436 nucleotides. Lineage: Eukaryota; Metazoa; Cnidaria; Anthozoa; Scleractinia; Pocilloporidae. The record is from the annotation of a GenBank genome assembly.
AUUUGUUAUGAUUUGAAAACUGAUAAUGCGUGCAACAAUGCAAUUCAGUUAUUAUCUCUUUAACCGGUCGUAUUUUAUCGUGAAAUUGAUAUUUUAUUAUUGCAAAGCUGAUGAAUACAUGUAUGACUGUAAUCUGUUGAGAUUUUGUAUGUAAAACAUUGCGUUGCGGUGUCAUUAAUAUUCCGUGUGGCCAAUUAAUUUGGGAGUCAGUUAUACGUGUCGCAAUACAUGCUCGUCAUAUCCACUAACCUUGCGUGACAGCCUUGCAUGACUUCCUAUGUUAAGAGGUGAAAUGGAAAACUGUACUGCACAUCAUUCAAGAGAUUCUUUAAAUUCAUUAUAUAUGUUUGUUGUUGUUUGUUUUUUUAAAGUGAAGUCGAGUUAUUUUAUCAAUUAAAUGGACACGAAAGCAGAAAACACAGACGAAAAGGUAAGUUCUUGUGAGGUAGAAACUUUUUUUAGACAAAAACUAAUCUAAUCUAAUUUUUUUUAUCACUACAGUUAGAAAAAAUUGUAAUUUGUUCAGUUAUACUUCCCUUUAUAGACUAUUUUGAGACCCAUUUUGAUAAAUCAACAGAAAUUUUUUUAGCUUUUGGCAUUCUUGUUAAAACGUUAAAUAUAUAUAUAAAUAUAUAUCUUUUUAACUAAAGACUUCCAUUAUUUGAUAUAAGAAACUGAUUGAGGAUAGAAUAAAUGCUCUUGUUUAACUUUUAUUUUGCAGUGUGACGUUUCUUCAGAAGCUUGUAAACAGUUAGAGUAAGUCUAUUUUUAAAAUAUUUUUUUCUGUAUCAAUUCUGUUACAAGACUGACAUGUAUGUAAGACAGAUUUUCAGAAGGUAUAUUUUAAAAUAUUUUUAACCUUUUAGAUUAGAAAAUCAGGAAUUAAGAGAUAAAUUACAGAAGUUGGAAGAGCAAAUAGCAGGUAUACAUUCUAGUGAGAGAGCUGAUGUGUCAGUUGCAUCACCCAAAGAGAAGAAUGGUGAAAUACAGGAAACACCUGAUAAAGUGAAAGAAAAGAAGGGAAAGGAUUUGGAAUUCUCCCCUGAGCAAGCAAGGAGGUAAAUUGAAAAACAUCAAUCAUUCAAUCAUCACUAAUAAAAGGAAUAUCACUGUGAGCAAAUCAGAAAAAAGAUCAUUUGCUUAAUUUUUUAAAGUUUACAAUUAUUGUAGAAGUUCCCCAAAACGAAAAAUUUCAAUGCUAGGGCAGUUACUGAUGUUUUGACGUCCUGAAAAGAAUCCACGCUUAGAGUUAGGAGACUGUGAUGAUGAUUUCCAUGAAAGUUGUCAAAUAUCAGUCACUGACAAUGAAAAUGUUCCUUUUCAUGGUUGAUCUCACCCAUUUGAUUAGGUACAUGAUCAACAUUGUUGACUUUGUCAUGUAUUUAGGGAGGAAUUAAAUGAAAAAGUCCCUCCCUCUGUACGUAUUUGUAAACAAUUGAUUAAUAAUUAAACUGAUAUUUUGAAUUUGCAGACUAAAAGGAGACUAUGAUGACGUUGUGAAGAAAAAUCAAGAGCUUGAAAGCAGAAUCCUCCAAAUGGUAAUCUAAAUAUAAAUUUCCAUCUACCAUUUUUCCUCAAUUAUACAAUUCAGUUGCUGUCAGUGUGAUCAGUUUUUCAUGCAAUGCCCUCAGUGUGGGGGUAUUGUUCUCAUCCCUAGAUAGGAUGUUAGUCACUGCAGCCAACUCUUCCCCCCAGCAAUAAUCAAGAUUCAUAUACAAGUUGCUAUUAUGAUCAUUUACUCCCAUGGGAGAGGUGGUUGCCAAACAGUUUAGUGCACUGGGUCAAGAAGUCACAGCAUUUCUUUUUUUUCCUAUCUGAACAGUUCAUUAUGUUGUGAUCUUUAGCAAGACACUUUGCUUACAGAAUACCUCUCCUUAGUCAGGUAUUAAAUGGCUAUCAAACAACUUUCAGGCAAACCUUACAAAACUCUAUGGAGGCGAGGAUACUAGCUUCAGUGUCCUGAGGACCAUUUGGCUUGGGUGCAAAAUGUUUCUUUUUUCUAACCAUUUGUGCUCCUAGGCAGAAAGAGACUCUGGGAGAGUAAAACAUUUUGCCCAACCUAUCAACCUGUCCCUUGCUUAAAUCCAUGCCUUUUAUUUGGAAGUCCAUUAGUACCCAGAUCACUAGACUGACAUGUCUCUGUAGUAGAGACACGGUCCUUAACCCUUGAACUCCCAAGAUCAAAUUAUUAAUUCUCCCCUCUAGUUUCUACAAAUUUCCUUGUGAAUCAGUUAUGAGAACUUAGUGUUAGAUCAAGAAAACAACUUCUACAUGAUAAGUUGGAGUUUUCUCAAUACCUGUUUGCAGGAUAAUGUAUGAUUGGAUAUUAUAGGGAGAAAUUCCAUGUUAAUCACUUCUGGGAGUUAAAGAGUACAGCACAUGAACUGAAUUUCUUUAAUAUAUCACUACUGUUAACUUAAUGCCACUAGGCUAGCGAAAUGCAAACAGAGAAAGAGAAGUUUGAGGCAACAGUUGGAGCAAUGUCAAAGCAGUUAAUGGACUUUGUUGAGAAAAUGAACAAACUGGAGGUGGAAGCUGUAAGUUCAAGUUGAUCAAUUCCUGUUCAAUGUCAACUGAAUUUGGAAAAACUGUAAUUUUGAGCUGAGACCUGUAUAAUUUUAUCAUAGAUGAAGUACAAGAGAGAUUGUUCAUUAGUGGUACAGCUUUUGAAGUGUAACCAGUCCCUGGACAGGAAGUUUGUUUCUCAAAAAAUGGAUACGGUGAGCAAACCAUCCCCUUUACACAGAGUAUUCAUGAUGUAUGUUAGAUAAUAAAUUGUAAAUAAUUUACCAUGAAUUAAUCUUUAAAGUACCAUUAUUGUAACACUUACUAUGAUCAUUUUCAUUAUCAUUGUACUUAUUAUUAUCAUGAUCAUUUUUUUUACUCAGGGUUGUCAAAAAUAUUUUCAUUUACAGGACUGUGAUACAAAGUAGGCAGCACUAAACCAUGUUAUUCCCAUGCCAUGCUUCUGUUCUGAAAAUUGAGCCAGUAGCAUUCAGAAUAGCUGGAUGGUACAAUUUAAGAAUAGAAGGUGAAAUGGGCCUUUUGUAAGUUAUUUUGACAACCCUGAUGUAACCAUAACUUAACAUCAAUACAUUUUCUGUUUACCGGACUGGACUAAACAUUGACUUAACUAAAUCACAAAAAGCUUGCACACAGGAUUUGGGUGGAGGUCAAUCAGACCUUAGGAUUUAAGGGUUUUAAAUGAAUGCUUAAUAUCUUAUUAACUUCCUUCUUUCUUUUGUGCUUUGUGCCACAGUUACCAUCAGAACUGAAAGACAAGUUGACAACAGAGCUUGACCUUAAAGAAGAAAGACAACCUCUCAGUCAUCCAGACUGGAGCAAAAAACUCUGGAGAACAAAGAGUAUAGGGCCAACAAAUGCAAAAACAGAGCCACAGUCAAAGACUGUACGUACACCCAAGUUCAGUGAAUGA